Messenger RNA from Rana temporaria (common frog), 1573 nucleotides. It is a transcript of the gene ELF5, whose product is annotated as E74 like ETS transcription factor 5. The transcript is spliced from 7 exons. Gene Ontology annotation, cellular component: nucleus. Gene Ontology annotation, molecular function: sequence-specific DNA binding; DNA-binding transcription factor activity, RNA polymerase II-specific. Bases 99 to 851 code for a protein of 250 amino acids. NCBI's taxonomy places the organism in Eukaryota, Metazoa, Chordata, Amphibia, Anura, Ranidae. The record is from RefSeq and is a predicted model, not a curated record. Gene Ontology annotation, biological process: regulation of transcription by RNA polymerase II; cell differentiation.
CAGUCAGCCAGUGUAUAUCACAAAGCAUUAGACGGUUCCUCUAGCGCCAUCAGACAUCUGGAUUCUCCACCGUCACCCGUACAAACCCGCACAAGGGAAUGAUAGACUCUGCUACACACAGCACUCCUAUGCCCUCCCUCUCUGGAGCCCAUUUUUCCUGGACGGACUUAUUCUAUAGCGACCUGUAUCCGGUGUACAGAGAGCCGCCACCAGAUGUGCCUUCUCAAUGGACCUCCGUCCUCCCAGAACAUUGGAGCAAGGACCACGUGUGCGAGUGGCUUCAGUACUGCUGUGACAACUACAAGUUGGAUGCCACCUGCAUCCCCUUCUCCCGAUUCGAUGUGACGGGCCACCAGCUCUGCAGUAUGACCAAGGAGGACUUCACCGAGGCGGCGGGGGCCUGCGGGCAUUACCUCUACAGCCUCCUGCAGGAUAUUCGCACACAUGGAACUCCACUUCUUUCCUGUACUGAAGAAUUGCCUCCUCCACACCACGCGGAAUGUGAAGAUAAGACCCACAUAAAGCCAGAAGCAGUGAAGAAACACAAAACACCCAAACGCAACCGGGCAGGUUUACACAGUUCUCACCUGUGGGAAUUCCUCCGCGACCUUCUCUUGUCACCCGAGGACAAUCAUGGCACCUUGGACUGGGAGGACCAGGAGCAGGGCAUCUUCCGGGUGGUGAAGUCUGAAGCUCUGGCGCAGUUGUGGGGUCAGAGGAAGCGCAACAACAGGAUGAAUUAUGAAAAGCUCAGCCGGGCUAUGAGGCACUACUACAAGACGGGCAUCCUGGAACGGGUGGACAGGAGGCUGGUGUACAAGUUCGGCAAGAAUGCCUAUGGUUGGCACUGACAUCGAGUGCUCAGAACAAUGGCCGCUAUGGCACGAAGAUGUAGAUUCCAUGAAUCAAAUUCCCACUCUUCCCAGGGAGAAGGGUGAACUUAGUCAUUCCACCAGUAUUAUAUUAACUUUCAGGCUCAAGAUUUUCGAGUUCAGUAAACCCGGGCAGUGAUAAUAAUAAUUUGUAUAUAUGCAGUUAUUUCCCUCCCCCCGAGAACUCAAAGCGGUGGAUAGAGCCAUUCAAACACAGUGCUGUAAUAUGUAUGGGCUCUUGAUUUCCACAGUCUUGAAUUUUUUCCAGGAACAGAGCCCUCCAUGAAAUAAAGUUGGGAGUGAUUUUCAAAACAUAAUUGUCGCAAUGUUGGAGCCCAGAGUAGGAAGAUCCGGGCACCUCAUGAGUUCAGAUGGAUUCUGGGAAUUCCUGGAUUUCUUCUGUUUAAAGAAUAGAUUUCUGCAUAGUCAACAUAGGCGACUUAGGAUGGCAAGGAGGCGGGGCUGGACUGGGACAGAAAUUUGGCCCUGGACUUCAUCCAGACUGGCCCACUUUGACAGGUCUCUCCCAUGGUGGCCGACAACUCCAAUAGUUUUAUUACCGCAGGUCCUGUGUGGGCAUUUUUGUUAAUGGCCUAGUAUUAUGCAUACUUACAUUUUACACCCUCUGGACUAGGGUGACCACAUUUCCAAACUACCAUUCAGGGACACCCUCCCUUCCCAAAAAUCAGCUUGUGCUGUAA